CACUGUGGGAGCUUGUGCGCGGGACACGUCAACGGGGGCUCCUCGAAGCACACGAAGACGAAGAAGGCCAGGCCGCACCGGUUCCUGAGGUCGCCGUGCCCGAUGCGGCCGUCCUUGUAGAACCGCCCCUCACGAGUCCACCAGGCCCAUCCCCGCCGCACCCCGGCCUGCCACGGUGGGUGAAUCGCCUCCGGAAAGAAGGCCUCCCGCUCCCGACGCCUCGUGGGGCCGGCUCUGGGUUUUCCGCCCUCGGUUGAAGUGGUUGAGGAAGGGGAGCCAUGUCUGACCGCAAGGCCGUGAUCAAGAACGCGGACAUGUCGGAGGAGAUGCAGCAGGACUCGGUGGAGUGCGCCACGCAGGCCCUGGAGAAGUACAACAUCGAGAAGGACAUCGCGGCCCACAUCAAGAAGGAGUUCGACAAGAAGUACAACCCGACCUGGCACUGCAUCGUGGGCAGGAAUUUCGGCAGUUACGUGACGCAUGAGACGAAGCACUUCAUCUACUUCUACAUGGGCCAGGUGGCCAUCCUCCUGUUCAAGUCCGGUUAG
Trichosurus vulpecula (common brushtail) is the source of this 548-nucleotide messenger RNA. Its product is annotated as dynein light chain 1, cytoplasmic-like. The record is from RefSeq and is a predicted model, not a curated record. Lineage: Eukaryota; Metazoa; Chordata; Mammalia; Diprotodontia; Phalangeridae. Gene Ontology annotation, biological process: microtubule-based process; cilium assembly. The coding region runs from base 279 to 548 and encodes 89 amino acids. Gene Ontology annotation, molecular function: dynein light intermediate chain binding; dynein intermediate chain binding. Gene Ontology annotation, cellular component: cytoplasmic dynein complex. The transcript has a single exon.